Messenger RNA from Trypanosoma theileri, 1224 nucleotides. Its product is annotated as pseudouridylate synthase-like protein. Gene Ontology annotation, biological process: pseudouridine synthesis. NCBI's taxonomy places the organism in Eukaryota, Euglenozoa, Kinetoplastea, Trypanosomatida, Trypanosomatidae. The coding region runs from base 1 to 1224 and encodes 407 amino acids. The transcript has a single exon. The record is from RefSeq and is a predicted model, not a curated record. Gene Ontology annotation, molecular function: pseudouridine synthase activity; RNA binding.
AUGCUUCGCGCGGCUCGUUUGUGUCUCUCCUGGAGACCUGCUGCGAUUCAGCACCUCCCAGAUGUAGCUCCUGAGCCGUACCCCAAAAAAAUAGAGGAGGUUCAACGACAAUACCGACCUUUAUCCCUUAAGGCCCGACAAGCUUUAGCAGAAAAGUCAGAUGAAGUGCAAUAUCAUGUUAUUACUCAGGAUUGGUUUGGGCAACGUGUAGACAGUUUUCUUUCCCAACAUCAUCCAGAGUGGAGUUAUGAUACUAUUAAAAAAUUGGUGCAACAGGGUCAUAUUUACCGUUACCGUAAGAAUGGAAAAAAGAAGUUUACUCGUUUGACAGAUAGAUUGGAGUUUGAUGAACUACUUGUUGUACCGACUCAUUCUUUUUGGGAGAAACAACUUGCUCCUCCUACAGGUGUUCACCAAGAAGAUAAAACUCAACCACAAUUUAAACUUUCUUCUCAAGUUCGAGAGAUGGCACAUAAUAUGGUACUAUUUAAAAAUGAACAUGUUAUUGUUAUAAACAAACCUCAUGGUGUUCCUAUGAUGCCAACUAGUAACCCUCAAGAAAUGAGUAUAACCGCUAUGUUACCCGCUUGGAAAUAUACUAAUACGGUUAAACCUAUUGUGUGUCAUAAUCUUGAUAAAGAUACAAGUGGUUGUGUUGUUUUAGCUAGAACCAAAAAUGCACACCGUAUGCUUGGAAGAAUGUUUGUUAAAAGAGUAGUACCAAAUAGUGUCUACUGGGGUUUUUGUGUAGGUAAACCAAGCGUAAAUUUUGGGAGAGUACGUAUGCAUUUCGAAGUUACUAGAGGUAAUAAGGGUGAUAUUAUAAUUGCAAGACCUUCUCCUACUAAAACGUCUAAAGUGGGUAUUGCAGAAUUUGUAGUCAAUGCGAGUGCAUUAGAAUUUGGAACUUUUGUUUCUUUUUAUCCGUUAACAACACGUAGACACCAAGAGCGGAUUAUGGCGGCACAUGCUCUUCGUUGUCCAAUUCUAGGUGAUGCUAAGUAUGGAGGAGAAUCUGCAUUUCCAUCAUCAUUGUCACUAUUUUGGGAUCCAGAAGAUAAAGGGCUCCCAUUGCACUUGCAUCAUAGAAAGAUCCAAUUACCAUACAAGAAUAGUGCAGGAGAGUUUAUUUGUGUAACCGCUCCUCUACCUCCACAUAUGGAGAAGACGUUUAAAAAACUUGCUUGGCCAUGUGAAGUAGAUGACCCACUGAUACCAGGAUAG